Sander lucioperca (pikeperch) is the source of this 2910-nucleotide messenger RNA. RefSeq names its product DNA topoisomerase I (gene top1b). Gene Ontology annotation, cellular component: nucleolus; chromosome. Gene Ontology annotation, molecular function: DNA binding; DNA topoisomerase type I (single strand cut, ATP-independent) activity. The record is from RefSeq and is a predicted model, not a curated record. Gene Ontology annotation, biological process: chromosome segregation; DNA replication; DNA topological change. Bases 354 to 2666 code for a protein of 770 amino acids. Lineage: Eukaryota; Metazoa; Chordata; Actinopteri; Perciformes; Percidae. The transcript is spliced from 21 exons.
GAGUGUGAUGUAAACAGUCAGGACUGCAUUUAGGUGAAGAGAAGUUAAAGUCCUGACAGAACACGAUGCUCGAGGAUAUGUAUCCUGUAUGAAUGUAAUAAAAUAAUGAGUGUAAUUUGAAAGGAUGAAGUAUCAACAUUGACGUAACCGACUUGACAUUUUGAUACUGGUUCAGGUAGAGACCACGCAGAGUAUUUUCUCGGCGUUCAGGUCGGUGUGAGCAUGCGCAGUCAGUAAAUGUUGGGACUCCAUUCCAGUUCCAGUCUGUCAGUUAGGGUUCCCUGAGCCUCGCAUCCUGAACAGCUGUCUACUGUGAUAACUUCACCUGCUUUAUAAACAAAAACAACUUGGCCAUGAGCGGAGAGCAUGGACAUGGAAACUCUCAGGUCAAUUCUGGAUCUAAAGGAUGCGACACCCACAAACAUAAAGACAAGCACAAAGACAAGGAAUACAGACACAAAGACCACAAGAAAGACAAAGAGAGAGAGAAAUUCAAGCACAGCAACAGCGAACAUAAGGACCACUCUGAGAAGAAACACAGGGACAAAGAGAAGCUGAAGCACAGCGACGGCAGCUCAGACAAGCACAGGGAUAAACACAAAGAGAAAGACAAGGACAAAGAGAAGAGGAGAGAAGAGAAGAUCAGGUCAUCCCAUGUAGACAAGCCUAAAAAAGAGAAAGUAAAUGGAUAUGUAAGAGAUACAAGCCCUUCUGCCAUUAAGAGCGAGCCUGAAGAAGACAAUGGCUUCUACCCUUCUCCCCAACACAACAAGACCUCCAAACGGGAAUAUGAUGAUGAAGAAUUUGUAUACAAGCCCAAAAAAGUCAAGACAGAGCAUGACAAAAAGGCCAAGAAGAGGAAACAUGAGUAUGAUGAAGAUGAUGAGGAUGAUGAGGACAUCAAGCCCAAAAAGAAGACAAAAGACAAGAAAGGAACAGAAGGAAAGAAAGCCAAGAAAGAAGAAGAGGAGAAGUGGAAAUGGUGGGAGGAGGAAAGAUCUACAGAUGGAUCCAAAUGGCGCUUCCUUGAGCAUAAGGGUCCAGUGUUUGCCCCCCUGUAUGAACCUAUGCCUGACAAAGUCAAAUUUUACUAUGAUGGUAAGCCUAUGAAACUCAGUGCUCCUGCUGAGGAGGUAGCUACAUUUUUUGCUAAGAUGUUGGAUCAUGAGUACACCACUAAGGACAUCUUCAGGAAGAACUUCUUUAAGGACUGGAGGAAGGAAAUGACAUCCGAGGAGAAGACAAAGAUCACCGACCUGAACAAGUGCAACUUCAGUGAGAUGAAUGAAUACUUCAAGGCCCAAUCAGAAGCUAGGAAACAGAUGUCAAAAGAGGAGAAACAGAAAAUCAAAGAGGAGAAUGAGAGACUCCUCCAGGAGUACGGUUUCUGCUUAAUGGACAACCACAAGGAAAGGAUCGGAAACUUCCGCAUCGAGCCACCAGGCCUGUUCCGAGGACGAGGCGAUCAUCCGAAGAUGGGCAUGCUGAAACGACGCAUCAGACCUGAAGACAUCAUUAUUAACUGUAGCAAAGACUCGAAGCACCCUAAACCUCCCCCAGGAACAAAAUGGAAGGAAGUUCGCCAUGACAACAAGGUAACCUGGCUGGCAUCUUGGACAGAGAACAUUCAGGGCUCCAUCAAGUACAUCAUGUUGAAUCCUAGCUCCAGGAUCAAGGGGGAGAAGGACUGGCAGAAGUAUGAGACUGCUCGGCGGUUGAAGAAGUGUGUAGAUCGCAUUCGUACCCAGUAUAGAGACGACUGGAAGUCAAAAGAGAUGAGGAUCAGGCAGAGAGCUGUGGCACUGUAUUUCAUAGACAAGCUUGCACUGAGGGCAGGCAACGAAAAGGAGGAAGGUGAGACAGCGGACACAGUUGGCUGCUGUUCACUGCGGGUGGAGCACAUCAAACUGUACCCCAAGAUGGACGAGCAAGAGUAUGUGGUGGAGUUUGACUUCUUGGGAAAAGACUCCAUCCGCUACUACAACAAGAUCCCCGUGGAGAAGAGGGUCUUUAAAAACCUCCAGCUGUUCCUAGAGAACAAGCAGCCUGAAGAUGACCUCUUUGACAGACUGAAUACUUCUAUUCUGAAUAAGCACUUACAGGAGCUGAUGGAUGGCCUGACAGCCAAGGUCUUUCGUACCUACAAUGCCUCCAUCACCCUGCAACAGCAGCUCAAAGAACUUGCCUGCCCUGAUGACAGCCUCCCAGCUAAAAUCCUGUCAUACAACCGUGCCAACCGGGCGGUGGCCAUCCUCUGUAACCAUCAGAGAGCUCCACCCAAAACAUUUGAGAAGUCCAUGCAAAACCUUCAGACCAAGAUCGACGAGAAACAGAAUCAACUGUCAGCAGCCAGGAAGCAGCUGAAGGCCGCCAAGGCUGAUCACAAGGCUUCCCAUGAUGACAAGAGCAAAAAGGCUGUGGAGUUGAAGCGUAAAGCUAUCCAGAGGAUAGAGGAGCAGCUGAUGAAGCUCCAGGUUCAGGCCACAGACAGAGAGGAGAACAAGCAGAUUGCUCUGGGCACCUCCAAGCUCAACUAUCUGGAUCCACGCAUCUCUGUUGCCUGGUGCAAGAAAUGGGAUGUUCCCAUUGAGAAGAUCUACAACAAAACCCAGAGAGAGAAGUUUGCCUGGGCGAUUGACAUGGCUGAAAAGGACUAUGAGUUUUAAACACACUUAAUGUUUUACCUUUUCGAAAUAUGCCUUUGAUUGUAGAGAUGGUUUGUAGUGGAUGUCAAAUGAUUCCACCGUGUGGUUACUGUAGGGCUGUGAGGACGAAGCUUUGUUGGAACUGUGACCACAGUUUAAUAAUUGUGCUGUGUAUAUAUAUAUAUAUAUAUGAAUUGGCUGUGAAUAUAGGAAAAUAACUCCUAAACCAUUUGACCAAGCUGCUAAAGGGCAACUCACUUUAAAA